GCCCUCCUCCUAUUCCACAAACCCACAUCCCUGUAUAUAUUACUAUUUCCCCCCGCAGGGACGCAUAACCUGUUAUAUGCUAUAAGCAGGUGCUAACAAAAGGCACAACCUGGGGAUCCAAAACCUGGUGUGGGCACACUCGCUCACUUACCCUAUAGAGUUUGCCCCUCCCUCUUUUUGCCACCCGUGCCACUGAGCAGAAUAGAGACAGCUCAACACGUGGAAAAACAGCCAGGCUUCAUCUGGGAAGGAAGAGGAGGAUCUGAGGGGAGAGGCUUGCUGCUGCCAGACGUCAGCAUAUCUGGGAUGAGUGAGCUGCGAUUUCCAGAGGAGAAACCUCUUCUCAGAGGCCAAGACACAGAAAUGGAGUCCGCUGACACCUUUCUGUCUGCUGCUGACACAGACUGGAAAGAACAUGACAUUGAAACCCCAUAUGGAAUGCUACAUGUGGUUAUUCGAGGGACUCCAAAGGGCAAUCGGCCUGCGAUUCUUACCUACCACGAUGUGGGGCUGAACCACAAGCUUUGUUUCAACACCUUCUUUAACUAUGAGGAUAUGCAGGAGAUAACUAAGCACUUUGUGGUAUGCCAUGUGGAUGCCCCGGGGCAGCAGGUGGGGGCAUCACAGUUCCCUCAGGGGUACCAAUAUCCCACAAUGGAACAACUGGCAGCCAUGCUACCCAGUGUCAUGCAGCACUUUGGAUUUCAAAGUAUAAUUGGCAUUGGUGUUGGAGCAGGAGCCUAUGUCCUUGCAAAAUUUGCUCUGAUUUUCCCAGAGUUAGUGGAAGGCAUGGUUCUGGUUAACAUUGAUCCAAACGGAAAAGGGUGGAUUGACUGGGCAGCCUCCAAGCUCUCUGGGCUCACCAGCUCCCUGCCAGAAACUGUGCUGUCUCAUCUAUUCAGCCAGGAGGAGUUGAUGAAUAACACAGAACUUGUGCAGAACUACCGGCAGCAGAUCAGCAGCUGUGUGAACCAGAGCAAUUUGCAACUAUUCUGGAACAUGUACAACAGUCGAAGAGAUCUGGAAAUGAGUCGUCCUGGAACUGUUCCAAAUGCUAAGACUUUGAGGGCACCAGUGAUGUUGGUUGUUGGCGAUAAUGCUCCAGCUGAAGACUGUGUGGUUGAAUGUAACUCAAAGCUGGACCCAACAAACACAACAUUCCUAAAGAUGGCUGAUUCUGGUGGCCUUCCACAGGUGACACAGCCUGGAAAACUCACAGAAGCAUUUAAAUAUUUCCUACAAGGCAUGGGAUACAUUGCUUCCCUGAAGGAUCGGAGACAGAGUGCAAGUGCAGGAGCAGUGCCCUCAGCAAGUAUGACCCGGCUUGCCCGCUCCCGCACAGCUUCUCUCACCAGUGCUAGCUCUGUGGAUGGAGCCCGUCCUCGACCCUGCACCCAGUCUGAAAGCAGUGAUGGCAUUGGCCAAAUCAAUCACACAAUGGAGGUUUCCUGCUGAACUCCUGAGUACCAAUGCCCUUUAACCCUCUAAUCCCCCAUUUACGCCAUUCAUUAUCCUUCUUUACUGGUUUUGCUUCCUGUUCCCCCCUUUAAACAGCGUCUGGCGUUUCUUGGGGAUCUUAUAAUCAGAAUGACAGCGCAUCAUCUUGCAUCUGGUCCAGUGCUUUUAGGGCUUAUUCCUGCGAUUGGAUGUAAGAGGCACCCCAAAAUGAGAAAGGGGAAUAAGAGGAGGUAGAAAUAUGGUUAAAUGUCAGCCAGGCAUCUUAUUACAGUAAAGUGCAUUAGGAGUCUGAUACAAUGGGAUUUAUUUGGUGCUCUGCACAAAGUUAAAAAGAGUUAAGUGGUCCUCACAAAAAGGCCUUUACAAAAAUUUUAGAUAAUAAAUUCUAUUUCUUUAGGAGGAAGACAAGGUCUUCUCAAGAAAUUGAUAUCAUGAAAUUUGCUUCUUGGUGUGACAGCGCAGAGCACCAGUUUAAACAAUUCCUCAGGGAAAUCCUGCAGUGAGGGGUUUUAGGAGACCUUUAUUAUGAGGCAAUGGCAAGAUGUCAAUUCAGGUACAGAUUUUGGUUUCCUCCAAAUUAUUUUGAGAAAGGUUUUCCUUAAGUCUGUAUGGUUUUCCAUCAGCACUGGUUUGAAACCAUUGCCUAGGAUUGCUAAUUGGCAUGUCUUGAGGAACUGAAUAUAUGAAUAUAAUCAUAUCUAAAGUGGUAAAGAGAUGGUCUACAGAUGUGUGCAUUAUGGGCCAGAGUUGAGAUGUAGGUUACAGUUUAGCACCUAAAAGCCUUGAGUUGCAUAUCUGAGUGACAAAGAUACAUAAAGGUAUACGUGGAAUAGAUCUGACAUCUCCUUUCUAUUAUAGGUGUUGUUAAGCUUUUUUUCUAGCUGAUGUACUGCAUGGUGUUCGGACCAUGCAGUAUUCCAAACACGUAAACCCAGCUUUGGUUCCAUUUUGAUGGCUGAGAGUGUAAAGUUGUAAGCAGAGACCAUGAUUACAUGAAAGCAGGAUUGAAAAUAAAGCAGAUGUUUUGGUAAUUUUAUAAACUGGAACCUUUGUGCGGAUCAUACUGAUUUGUUAGGUCUUCUGCUUUAAGGUUAUUAGGUGGUGAGUGUCUCUUCCUGUAGUCAGUUGUAUACAGCAAUAUUAUUAUGUUGUACUGGGAUCGGAAUCAGCCAACAUUCAAAGUAUGUAACAAUAAAAAGUGGUCAACUACAAAUAACAAUAUUACAGAGUCAGGGAAUUAAGGGUAUGUAAUCCUCAAGUCACCAUGAGAUUCAUUAACAAGGACCUACAGAUCACCUAGAGAAAUGGCACACAUUCUUUAAAUAUUUAGUCUUUUCAUGACUCCAUAGAGUCUAAGCCUUUAGAAUUCCAUUAUUAUUAUGUUUUCAGCCGGUACAUUAUGUGUGGGUAUGCAGUUCUCCUGGAGGCUGUAUAAAGUAAUGGUCUGCAAGUCUUCUCAAGAUUGGAUAAUAGUGAUCUUGAGGUUUGCUGGAAAUGAUUGUAUAUAGAAGAGUGACAUGGAUUUGUAGGACUGUAGCAGUGGCCUUCAGGAAUAUAGGACAGAAUAAGACCUACAGUACAUGUCUUUUUAUAGGAAAUACAUUUGAUCUCAGUUAGACUGGCCAUAAAGACACAAGCAAAACAUACUUAAUAGAUGUCUGUAACUAGAAACCGUGAGAGAGAAAUAAGGCAAAAUAUGCUAUUUGGCAGCAAUGUAAAAGCAGUGAAAGAAGCUCCAGCACACAGGUGAGCAGUGACACCAGUAGAGGAUUGUCUAUGCUUUCAGCAAUGCUCUGCACAGGCUAUGUGAUGCUAUGAGAUUCCUAUAGCAGACUAGUUAUUUAUAUACGCAAUGCACUUCUUGUCUCCAGCAUGCAAAGGAUUAAGCAAUGCUAGACAGGUCUGUGGCAAGGGGUUACCUCUUUUUUACAUCAUUUGAAAAAGUUUUAAAGCCGUGUCCUGUCUCCCCUGCAUCUUCAUCUUAGUGUAUCUCCCUCUACCUCUUUCCAGAACCUUACUUGUCAUAUGCGUGUUCUGCCAAACUAUAUAUAUAUUUCUAUAAAUACCUAUACAUAAUACAUUUAGGAAUCUUCCAUAACCCAUCUUUACCUGUGGUUACCAUUUAAUGUGUUCUGUAACUUUUUUUAAGGUGGAAUUUAAUGGAUCCUGGUAAAUAUUUCUCCUGUCUCUGUGCACAGUGAUUCUGUUAUACAUAUACAAUAUAUAGGAAUACUCUUUGGUGUGUGCAUUAUGGUGGUUGAUGCUUCUAGUUGCAUUAAAGCCAUCAUUACAAAUACUCCUCCUUGAACUGAUGAGAGAUACAAGUACAUUCAUUUGUUGGGAAAUCUAAAUAAAACACUUAAACCUGC
Molecule: messenger RNA, 3827 nt
Organism: Xenopus tropicalis (tropical clawed frog)
Lineage: Eukaryota; Metazoa; Chordata; Amphibia; Anura; Pipidae
Gene: ndrg4
Product: NDRG family member 4
Exons: 17
Coding region: 307-1455 (382 amino acids)
Cellular component (GO): cytoplasm; cytosol; membrane
Source: RefSeq, a predicted model, not a curated record